This is a messenger RNA of Triticum turgidum subsp. durum (durum wheat), 1521 nucleotides long. NCBI's taxonomy places the organism in Eukaryota, Viridiplantae, Streptophyta, Magnoliopsida, Poales, Poaceae. The record is from the annotation of a GenBank genome assembly.
AUGAGCAGUGCCAGCGGGACGAGGGACGAGCUGAUGCGUCGGCUCACAGCGAGGGCCGGCAAAGACGCAAUGCGGGUCGCUCGAGGCACCCAGAGUUACAACGAGAAAGACCCUCUAGUAGCUAUGUCUGGGGUGGCGCAGUGCACCAGGGACCUGCUGCCAAGUGAGUGCACACGCUGCCUCUCCUACUACACCGAUCAGCUGCCGCAAUUGCUGUCCAACAACAGCGUCGGAGGAUCAGUCACAGGGUUCAGCUGCCAUAUCGCGUACAACACGUACACGAUCAGCAAGAACGGACGCCGCAAAAGGGUAAAAGCGGCUGUCGUUGCUGGUGCCAUGGCGCUCAUGCUCUGCCUGAUCAGUCUGUCGGUUUGGUUCUUGUCACACCAGAGGCGAAGGAGGUCUAAGGCGGCAGUGAGAUCAGAGCUGGAACAACCACUGAAAGAGGUGGUCUACUUCCAUGGCAGAAGCACAGACCAAGACGAGCUCGAGCAAGGCACCGGGCCCGUGCGAUUCUCAUAUGGUGAGCUCGCGGCCGCCACCGAUUGUUUCUCCGACAGUAAUAAGCUAGGAGAAGGAGGCUUUGGAUCCGUGUACCGUGGGUUCCUCCAUGACACAAACCUCGACAUCGCCGUGAAGAAAGUGUCCAAGAGCUCCCGGCAGGGCUGGAAGGAGUUCGUCUCCGAGGUGAGGAUCAUCAGCCAGAUCCGGCACCGGAACCUCGUGCGGCUCGUCGGAUGGUUCCACGGCGGCGACGACGACGAUCUCCUACUUGUCUACGAGCUGAUGCCCAAAGGCAGCCUCGACGCUCACCUCUACAAGCCAGACCACCUGCUAUCGUGGCCGGUCAGGUACGAGAUCGUGCUCGGGCUUGGCUCUGCACUGCUGUACCUGCACGAGGAGACGGAGCAGCGCAUCCUGCACAGGGACAUCAAGCCAAGCAACGUGAUGCUGGACGCGUCCUUCAAUGCCAAGCUCGGCGACUUUGGCCUUGCCAGGAUCGUCGGCAACGGCAGGGGCUCGUGCACGACAGGAGCGGCCGGGACCCUCGGCUACAUGGACCCAAAGUGCGUCUUCACUGCCACUGCCAGCGUGGAGUCCGACGUCUAUAGCUUCGGCGUCGUCCUGCUCGAGAUUGCAUGUGGCCGACGGCCGGCGGUAGUCCAAGAAGAUGACGAUGACUCCGUUGUCCACUUGCUGCAGUGGGUCUGGGAGUCGUAUGGCAAAGGAACCAUCCUUGAGGCGGCCGAUGAGCGGUUGGAUGGGGAGUUUGACGGGCAGGAGAUGGAGCAUGUCAUGGUGGUCGGGCUCUGGUGCGGGCACCCUGACCGCAGCUUGAGGCCAUCCAUCAGGCAGGCUGUCAGUGUGCUGCGGUUCGAGAUGCCGUUGCCAAGCCUCCCGGCGAAAAUGCCGGUUGCAACCUACAUGCCACAGCCAUCAGCUGAAGAUUCUUUUGGUACUUCAGAUGCCAGCAGCAGCACCGGCAGCAUUGAGGCCACCACGAGCUCUGCACAGACUUGA